CCCACCCUCCGCGGCAUGGGCGAGGACCCCAGCCUGGCCGCCAAGGCCGCCCUGGCUGCCAGCGCUUUCUCGCCCUCGGCGGGGUCCUGCUCGGGGGUCCGCGGCGCCGGGGCGCUCCGGCUGGAAGCGGUGAUGGAGAACCUGCAACGGGCGCAGGCGGCGCGGCUGGAGGAGAAGCUCCGGCGGGCGCAGGGGGCUCAACCCGGCGGCCCCCCGGCGGCCCCGCUGCGCCCCUUCUGCGGGGGGCUGCCCACGGCCCGCGGCCCGCCGCCCACCCGCCGCCAGAAGGAGGAGGAGGAGGAGGAGGACGGGCUGGACCAGGAGGAAGAGGAGGAGGAGGAGGAAGAAGAGGAGGAGGAAGAGGAGGAAGGAGCCGUCGGGUCCCGGCCCCGCCACGCGCAACGCCCGGUCGCCCACGCCGGCUUGACUUCUCCGCCUCCCCCGCCGCCUCCCCCGCCGCCCCACGAGUGGACCUACGAGGAGCAGUUCAAGCAGCUCUACGAGUUGGACGGAGACCCCAAGCGGAAGGAAUUUCUGGACGAUCUCUUUAGCUUCAUGCAGAAGAGAGGUGAGGACCCCCGUCACCGGAUCCCCAUCAUGGCCAAACAGGUGCUGGAUCUCUACUCGCUCUAUCGGCUGGUGACCGAGAAAGGAGGCCUGGUGGAGGUGAUCAACAAGAAGAUCUGGCGGGAGAUCACCAAAGGCUUGAACCUGCCCACCUCCAUCACCAGCGCGGCUUUCACGCUCCGCACACAGUACAUGAAGUACCUCUACCCUUACGAAUGCGACAAGCGGGGCCUGAGCUCUCCCGGCGAGCUGCAAGCCGCCAUCGACAGCAACCGGCGGGAAGGGAGGCGGCAGAUGUUCGGGGCCACCCUGUUCAGCUACUCGCCCACGGGCACGCCGGCCACCCUCGCUUCCCCCAAGAUCCCUCUGCCCUCCCUCACCAUCGCCACCCACAACGGGAGCCAGAUCGGACAAGUCCGCGCCGUCAAAAAUGAAGAGAGCCUCCUGUCAUCUGGGGUGCCCAGCCGCAUCGCCAUACCUGUCAGCCUAGCCGGGCAUCACCUGGUGGCAGCACAAGCCGCUGCGUCUCAGGCGGCCGCCCUGGAGCAGUUGCGGGAGAAGCUGGAGACCAGCGAGCCCCCGGAGAAGAAGAUGGCGCUGGUGGCCGAAGAGCAGCAGCGCCUGGUCCAGCAGGCUCUUCAGCAGAACCUUUUGGCCAUGGCCUCCCAGUUCCCGGUCAACAUCAAGGUCAACAGCCGUGGAGAUGACAGACAGGAGACGGCAUUGAAUCUGUCCACCAACGGCAUUAGCAGCAUCAACAUGUCGAUAGAAAUAAACGGUGUUGUCUACACAGGUGUGUUGUUUGCCAGACGAUCGGGCCUCCUGGGCGCUGCGGGAGGCACCCACAGCCACGUCACCGCAGGGAUGCCACCGAGCCCGCUGUUCUCCGCCACAUCUCGGGGACGUGCUCCGGCCAGCAGCUCGCCCUGAGAGGAGAAGCCCUGCAACCUGUCCUCCCACCCCUCGGACAAUGGCCUCCACUCUGCCAUCCUGCGUGGGGACCUCGUAGGGGCACCUGCGUUCUUGGUUCAGGGUGGCAAGGGGUGAGGCCCCCAGCCCUGGAGGGGUUUGGAGAGGGACUUCGGGGCAGGGCGAAGGAUGAAGAGACACUGGGGCACUGAGGAGGACAUAGGCUUGAGAAGGAGGUGGUAGAGGGAGCUGAUUAUUCAGUGGAAUAGUGUGGCUCCAGAGGUUAUAGGUGCUCCGUCCCUGGAGGUUUUGAAGAAGAGAUUGGACAACCAUUUGUCUGAAAUGGUAGAGGGUCUCCUGCUCAAUCAGACCAGAAGACCUCCAAGGUCCCUUCCAACUCUGGUUUACUAUUAAUCAGUGGAACGACUUGCCUCCAGAAGUUGUGGGUGCUCCAAGAUUGAGCAAUUUUGUUAUUUUGGAGCCAUGGUGGACUAGGGAACCAUGGUUACGUCUCCUUCACCUGCAUUGAUUUCCUUGGUUGUGGUUAGAUGUUGGGCACCACUUGGGUUCUUCCGAGGACUUGAUGGCGGUUAGGAGUCUUCAACUGGAACAAGGUUCCAUCUUCUUCCUUGCCUUCUCCGCCAUUCCCUGCCCAGGCAUAGGUCCAUGCUGGUAACACGCUUCCUCCAUUUCCCGCUCUUCACCACUACAGAAUCCCACUCCAAUUCUGAGUUUGUACGGUCACCAAUUCUUUGCACACUCACCCAGGGUCUAUGGCUCAGCCCAACGGUGGUUUGCUGUGGUUGCCAGUCCCAACCGAAUCAAAGAUCUUGGGGAAGGUACAGCUGUGUGAGUGUGAUAGUGGGGCGAUUAAAUCUCAUGGAGCGUUAGUUCUAGUGACAGCUGCAUGGAACUCCUAUCCAAGGCAUCUUGGAUAGAACCAACAUGGGUGGAAAAAUUGUUAGAUGAUCAGCAGGACAGAUGAAUGUCAGGCUUCUGGGAUGGACCAAGGCAAGGAGGAAGCUUGUUAAAGAGAGAUCCAACCUAAUAGGGAGAAACUUCCUGACGGCGAGAACAAUUAAUCAAUGGAAUGACUUGCUCCUCAAGGAUUGUGGGUGCUCCAUCACUGGAGGUCUUGAAAACCCUCCAGAAAGCCCAACCCAAACCCAACAGAUUGGACCACCAUUUGACCAGAAUGGUAUGAGGUCCCGUGCCUUGAGCAGAAAGUUGGGACUAGAAGACCUCCAAGGUCCUGUCCAGCCUACGACUCUGAGAAGGUGGAAGGUUUGAGGUGAAGGUUGGACAACCGUUUGCCUGAAAGGGCAUAGGGUUUCCUGCUUUGAGCAGGGGGUUGGACUGGAAGACCUCCAUGGUCCCUUCCAACUCUCUCGUUCUGUUCUUCUGUUAAGGUAGGGAGACUUUCGCGAGUGGGACAGGCCAGUUGAGAGGAUCGGGGUGUGGAGAGCAGGUCUGAGGGUUGAUUGCACUUGCCCCCAUCAAAACCGCCUUCGCCUGUCUCAGAGCUGCAGUGAGGACACCCGGUGGCUCCAUAACUUCCAUUCUCACCCUUGCUCCAACCCAACCCUCUCUUCCUUCCCACCUUCCUCCCUUCCCACGUUGCCUCCUACGGACACAACCAAACCACCCAUUUCUCGGGUUGCACUUUCAUGACAUUGCUUUGAGGGAAUGGGUUGGGGGGGGGAAACGGGGGACAACCCUUGCGGUGUUGGGACAGCCCAUGGGUUGGGGGCGGGAAGCG
This is a messenger RNA of Pantherophis guttatus, 3235 nucleotides long. The record is from RefSeq and is a predicted model, not a curated record. Lineage: Eukaryota; Metazoa; Chordata; Lepidosauria; Squamata; Colubridae.